Phlebotomus argentipes is the source of this 538-nucleotide messenger RNA. RefSeq names its product transmembrane protein 216-like. The coding region runs from base 125 to 538 and encodes 137 amino acids. The transcript is spliced from 2 exons. The record is from RefSeq and is a predicted model, not a curated record. NCBI's taxonomy places the organism in Eukaryota, Metazoa, Arthropoda, Insecta, Diptera, Psychodidae. Gene Ontology annotation, cellular component: ciliary transition zone. Gene Ontology annotation, biological process: non-motile cilium assembly.
GCAGAUCCAGAAGAGAGAGAGGAAAAAAAACAUUCAAACUGCAAUUGAUGUGAGUGAGACUGGAAAAGUGCAUUUUCCGUGUUUUCUCGGGUGUGUAAUGUGAAUUGAGUGUGUCGCGGUGAAAAUGGUGAAUGCCAGCCUAACGUACGAGAUAUUGAUGUAUCUGAAUUCAUUCUAUUUCGGAAUGUUUGGCGCCUGCGAAGUUGGCAUGAGCGUCCUGAAAGCCGUGAAUCUCCCGUAUCCGGAAGGGAGUUUGCUGCGUGACGCCCUACUCCUGGUGUCCCUCCUCAUUGCUGAAUCCAUUCGAAUAUACUUCGGCAGACACGGAAGUCUCAGUGACCACGGUUGGCGUGUCAUAUGCUCAGUUUUCCUCACAUUUCCCAGCGCGGGCGGCGUAGUUUACCUACUGUACUUGCAGACACACAAGCUGGGUCUGGAGUACAUCCUCUGUGCCUUAAUGUUCGCUCUCCAGCUGACCGAGAUCUUCUUCGCCCUCCUGUUCGUCCUGACCAUGUGCCGUCCACCGAACUACAACUGA